UCCAUGAACAAUGACACUCAGGGUGUCUCAGGACUUAUCGAUAUAGGAGACCAAGGGAGCAAGGGACUGCCGUACACAGCAUACUGUGGUCUACAGAAAAAGAAUGCAAGAUGGUCAUGCCAGGUCUCAUUGAAUGGAAUCGAUACGAAUGAAGGAAAACUGAAGCAAAUGGGAAAAGGAUUUUUUAAAGGAUUGUAAUUUCUUCAAAAUAAAAAGAGGAAGUAAUAGAUAAACAGGACAAGAAACAUACAGUAGGCAAAAGCAACAGGUGAGCAGGAUAAGGGAACUGAAAAUAGAAGAAUAUGUGUGAGUAAAUCUGAUUACAGAUGUAGAUUGUUAAAGAGAGGGAGAACAGACGUACCAGGAUUGUACGUCAUUCUAAUUAGAUACAUUUUUGUUGUCAGAGUGACAGAUAGAGAGGCUAAUCAAACAUUAAAUGCUGGAGCGUCUUUCAAAGCCUGCUGUGUUUCCUUGGCAAAUGACUGAAGACACAACCACUUGAGGAUAACUGAAAGGAGCUCUCUUAUCUCAGUGGGCCUGCAAGGUGUGAAACAAGAGUGAGGACGAGAGGCUUGCAGUCUGGCCUUACAUUUGUGGCUCAGAGAAAAAGAGACUGCAUGCCUGUGGAUUCCAGUGUGAGACGAAGCUGGCAAACAAGCAGAGAUGGAUGUCUUUGGAGGUGCUCCACGUUUCCUAGCGUAUCCCCGCCCCGUGGUGGUUCAGUGUGGUACCGAUGCAGUGCUGAAGUGCCAGAUUGGAGGGGAUCCGCGGCCAGCUGUCAUAUGGGAACGGAACAAUGAGCAGAUUCAGCCUGAGGGCCGGUACCGUCUCUUUGAGGACGGCAAUGUCUACAACCUUAUCAUCUCAAGGGUGGAUGCUGAGGACAGUGGACAAUACAUUUGCAAGGCCAAAAACAGCAUUGGGGAGACCUACGCAGCAGCAACUCUGAAAGUGGAGGGAGAGGCGCAGCAGAGAGAACUGCAAGAGGAGAAUAAGCCACGCUUCCUUAUCAAGCCCCUCUCAACUCGUGUAGGCCGAGGAGAGGAUGCUGUCUUCUCUUGCAAGCUGUGGGGUAAGCCCCGACCAGAGGUAAUCUGGGAGAAAGAUGGCAAAAAACUGAAUGACAUUUUUGAAAGCACACAUUAUAGUGUGAGCUACCAAGAUGGGGGCUGGUUCCAGCUGAAACUCUUCAAGACCCGUGCGCCAGACGGAGGAGUUUAUACCUGUCGGGCUAGGAAUGAGUAUGGAGAGGAAUUGGCUGGGGCUGUCCUACUUGUGGAUGCCGGACCAGGCCAUGAAGAGGAGGCAACUCGCAAUGGGUACGCAAAUGGCCACUGGAAGCCCCACCAAGGCAAGCAAAGAGGAGGACGUCAAAUCGCCAUACGACAAAAAGAGGACCCUGUACCUAACUCCGCAAAAGUGAAAAUGUUUGCAGUGACAGAAGGCAAGCAUGCCAAGUUCCGCUGCUAUGUCACAGGAAAGCCCAAACCAGAAAUAGUAUGGAGGAAAGACGGAAGGUUAAUAUUGUCUGGGCGACGUUACCUCUUGUAUGAAGACCGGGAGGGUUACUUUACGCUGAAAGUGCUCUAUUGCAAGCAAGAGGACAAUGGGCUUUAUGUUUGUGCAGCCUCCAACACUGCAGGCCAGACUCUUAGUGCUGUGCAUCUCACUGUUAAAGAGCCACCUGUACGGUUCAAGCAGCCUCUCAGUGAUUUGGAGGUGUGGGAGAGAGAUCUAGCUGUGCUAGAAUGUGAAGUGCCUGAGGACUCAGUACCAACAACUUGGUACCUAGAGGACCGACGCCUGCAGCCAGGGGCCAAGUAUGGCAUGGAGGAAUGGGGAACAAUGCGCCGCCUCACUAUCCGUGAUGUUGGUGCUGAUGAUGAUGGCAUCUAUCUCUGUGAGAUGGCAGAUGGAGGAAGGAGCAUUGCUGAGGUGUCCGUCCGAGGCACCAUUGUACGUAAACUACCCCGAAAAGUGGAUGUAUUGGAAGAAGAGAAUGCUGCAUUCUGUGUAGAGGUUGAAGAGGAAGAAAUGGACAUUCACUGGUACAAAGAUGGCAUAGAGCUCCGAGAAACCCACAAGACCAUCAUAAAGUCUUUUGGCAAAACUCACAUACUUGUCUUUGUUAAUGCAUCUCCCGAAGAUUCUGGAGUUGUCACUUUUUUAGUUGGGAGAUCCAAGACGUCAUCACAACUUAGGGUCAGAGCUGCCCGACACAGCCCUCCCAGCUCCCCUGUGGGUGUACAGAUGAAUACAGAGCGUGCCAACGCAGCACUCCUCUCCUGGGUUUCAGCUCAUGACUCGCGCAAGAACCCCCCCUCUGGCUAUGUGCUGGAGAGGCAGGAGCUGAGCUCUCCAGAAUGGCUGCAGUGUCUCACCACAGAUUCAGCCACUGCAGUAGAGAUCCUGGGGGACAGUGUACCCUGUGAGGCAGACUAUCGAUUCCGUAUUUGCAGCGUCAACAAAUACGGUAGGAGUGGCCAUGUGGAGUUCCCAGGAUCUGUCCAUCUUGUCCCUGUGGCUCGAAUACAAACCCCACUACAGGAUGCAUUAGUAAUGGAGGGCCAGGAUGCAGAGUUUUCCAUUGAGCUUUCAGCCUGUGUGGUUGGGACCUGGUUUUUGAAUGGCACUCAAAUCCAAGAGGGUGAAAGGUUCUCCAUGCAUCAGUCUCGCACACACCAUUCCCUGUGCAUCAGGUGUGCUCAGAACACUGACAACCGGACUGAGAUCACUUUCAUUGCCUAUGGCGUGAGAGAUUCAGCAGCACUCUACAUUCAAGCUCCACAGGUGAAAUUUUUACCCCUCCCAGAGAUGGAUUGCAAAAAAACUGUUGAAGCAGGCAGCCCACUUGUGCUUUACUGUGAGCUUUCAGACCCUACUGCUAUGGUUCACUGGUACAAAGAUGGAGUAGAACUACACACAAUAGAAGGUCUGCACAUACAAUCAGAAGGAACCAUGAGGCGGCUUGUGAUCCAGUCAGCGGAGUUCACCCAUUCUGGAGUUUAUAGUUGUGAUGCCAUUGAUGAUGUCAUGAGAUUUCAUGUGGAAGUUAAAGCUCCACCAGUGAGAUUCACAGCUCUUCCAGAUUCUGAGAGGAGUAAGUCCAUUGAAGCAGGCUGCCCCAUUGUGCUGCAUUGUGAGGUUUCAGACCCCACUGCCCAGGUCUGCUGGUACAAGGAUGGAACAAAGCUCCUUCCACAGAGUAGCAUAGACAUCCAAUCAGAGGGCACCACAAGACGAAUGAUAAUCCAAUCAGCAGAGCUGGCCCACUCUGGGGUGUACAGCUGUGACGCUGUUGAUGAUGUCAUGAAAUUCAAGGUGGAUGUUAAAGCUCCACCAGUGAGGUUCACAGCUCUUCCUGAGUCUGAGAGGAAUAAGUCCACUGAAGCAGGCUGCCCCAUUGUGCUGCACUGUGAGGUAUCAGACCCCACUGCCCAGGUCUGCUGGUACAAAGAUGGAACAAAGCUCCUCCCACAGAGUGGCAUAGAAAUCCAAUCAGAGAGCAGUGUGAGGAGACUGGUCAUCCAAUCAGCAAGCCUAUCACAUUCUGGGGUGUACAGCUGCAGCACUGUUGAUGAUGUCAUGAAAUUCACAGUGGAUGUUAAAGCUCCACCAGUGAGGUUCAGAGAUCUUGAUGGAGUUGAGAGGAACAAGUCCAUUGAAGCAGGCUGCCCUGUUACAUUGUAUUGUGAAAUCUCAGACCCUACUGCCCAGGUCUGCUGGUACAAGGAUGGAUCAGAGCUUCACCCACAGGAUGGCAUAGACAUCCAAUCAGAGGGCUGCAUGAGGAAAUUGAUCGUUCAGUCAGCAGAGAUGGCCCACUCUGGGGUGUACAGCUGUAAUUCCAUUGAUGAUGUCAUACAUUUUAAUGUGGAUGUUAAAGCUUCACCAGUGAGGUUUACAACUCUUCCUGAGUCUGAGAGGGAUAAGUCCACUGAAGCAGGCUGCCCCAUUGUGCUGCACUGUGAGGUGUCAGACCCCACUGCCCAGGUUUGCUGGUACAAGGAUGGAACAAAGCUCCUCCCACAGAGUGGCAUAAACAUCCAAUCAGAGGGCACCACAAGGAGAAUGAUUAUCCAAUCAGCAGAUCUGGCCCACUCUGGGGUUUACAGCUGUGAUGCUGUUGAAGAUGUUAUCAAAUUCAAGGUGGAUGUUGAAGCUCCACCAGUGAAGUUCACAGCUCUUCCUGAAGCUGAGAUGCACAAGUCCAUUGAAGCAGGCUGUCCAAUUGUGCUGCACUGCGAGCUCUCAGACCCUACUGCCCAAGUCAGCUGGUACAAAGAUGGAACAAAGCUUCUCCCACACAGUGGCAUAGACAUCCAAUCAGAGGGCAACUUGAGGAGACUGGUCAUCCAAUCAGCUCAGUUCUCCCGCUGUGGGGUGUACAGCUGUAAAACUGCUGAUGAUGUCAGAGAAUUUUAUGUGGAUGUUAAAGCCCCUCCUGUCAAGUUCAUAGAAGUCCAUGAGGAAGAUCUUCACAAAAGUGUUGCUGAAUCCGAACCUGUUGUUCUGUACUGUGAACUCUCAAGACCUGAUGUUGAUGUACAUUGGUAUAAGGAUGGAGUUGAAAUCAAACCAAGUGACAACAUUUCUGUGCAAUCUGAUGGAACCAUGAGGCGUCUUAUAAUCCAGUCAACCAACCUAUCAGACUCUGGCAUGUACACUUGCCGUGCAGGAGACAGUGCACUAAUUUUCAAGGUUAAUGUACGAGAACCACCAGUGACUAUAGUUCAUCCAAGGGAGGAUGUGCAUCUCGAGCGACAUGUUUCAGAAGAAAUAGUCCUAAGUUGUGAGCUUUCACGCUCCAAUAGCACAGUGCAUUGGUACAAAGAUGGUCAGGAACUCCAGGAGACACAGAAUAUCAAAUUUAAGUCUGAAGGGCCUUAUAGAAGAUUAGUUAUCCUUAAUAGUUCCACUGAGGAUACAGGAGAAUAUGUCUGUGAUACUGCAGAUGAUUCCAUUUUCUUUCAGGUCACUGUAACAGAACCUGCGGUCCAUAUAGUGUCUCCGAGCCAGUCUCCCCUGGAAUUAAAUCAUCGCACAUGUGAGAGACUGGUGUUGAGCUGUGAGGUUUCCAGACCUAAUGCAAUAGUACGCUGGUACCGAGAUGGACUCGAGGUAGAAGAGAACGACAACCUGAUUAUAGAAACUGAGGGAGUCCACAGGAGACUCAUCAUCCCCAAGACUACUAUCCUAGACUCUGCUGAAUAUGUUUGUGAUUCUGUUGAUGAUUCAAUAACUUUUCUUGUGAAGAUCGCAGAACCUCCUGUGAAGUUUGUGCAUCCACAAAAAGCUGCUGGUACCAUGAAAGGCUUUGUUGGGGAGCCAGUGACACUUGAGUGUGAGGUUUCCCGCUCAAAUGCUGUGGUGUGCUGGAAGAAGGAAGGAGUGGAGAUCGAAGAAAGCAGAGGCAUCAGUAUCAUUGAGGAUGGUGUCCUCCGUCAAAUAAUUAUACACUCUGCCAGUCUAGAGGACGCAGGAAAUUAUAUCUGUGAUGCCAAGGAAGAUGUGAUGAACUUCAAAGUUAAAAUCAAUGAGCCAUCAGUGAAAAUAUUAAGGAAAGGAGAACUGAAAAUGCAGCAGGAGUUCCUGGUGUCAGAUGAUAUUGUUCUAGAGUGCGAGCUCUCUCGAGCCAAUGGGAGUGUAAAGUGGUAUAAAGACGGAGAAAAAAUAGCAGACAAUGACCGACUCUGCAUGGAAGAAGAGGGAGCUUUUCGUUCACUGGUCAUCCUGAAUGCAGAGAUUUCAGAUUCAGGAGAAUACUUUUGUGAUGCCCGAGAUGACAAUGUUGUCUUCCAUGUCAUUGUGAAAGAGCCACCAGUAUCCAUUGUGGGCAACUCUGAUAACCCGGAGCACCACAGUCUAAUAGCAGGAGAUGACCUGGUUUUAAUGUGUGAAGUGUCCCGGCCCAAUGCCGUAGUUCUGUGGUACUGCAAUGGGAAGCUCCUGAGUGCUGACUAUCGGACUCGGAUUGACAGCCAGGGCACAAAGAGACAGCUUGUUAUUUCAGACCUCCAGAUAUCAGACACUGGGAAAUAUAUCUGUGAUGCUACUGAUGACAAAAUGGUGACCAUGGUAACAGUUCAAGAACCACCCAUUAAAUUUGUGAACAAAGAGGAUGCCAAGGAUUCGAUAGAAGUUGUGGAGAACGAAAGUAUAACACUGUGUGCCAAAGUGUCACUGGAGAAUGCAGUCGUGCAGUGGUUGAAAAACUGGAGAGACAUCAGUGGGGAGCGUUACAAUACCAGCAGUGAUGGGAAAUGCCGUCUUUUCAGUAUCCAUCAUGCACAGAUAUCAGACAGUGGGGUGUAUACCUGUGAUGCCUUUACUGAUGAAAUGCACUUUACUCUUCAGGUCAAAGCUGCUCCAGUUAAGUUUGAACGCAAGCAGGAAAAGGCAGAGGAAGUGUUUUCCAUGGAAGGUCAGAAUACCGUGAUGUCUGCAGUAGUGGCGAGUGGGAAAAGCGAGGUAAAGUGGUUCCGCCACCGCUGCCAGAUCUUCGAAGCUGAGAAGUACGAGGCCAGAGUGGAAGGCCGAGUUCACAGCCUCAUUGUGAAGAACACUUGCAAGGAGGACUGUGGCCUGUAUACCUGCGUCUCAAAUGAUGACGAGAUGGUAUUCGUUGUCAGUGUGAAAGAGAUGAAGUUGAAUUUUGUAAGAAUGCUGGAGGAUGUCUGUGCUCACAAGGAUGACACAAUCACACUGCGAUGUGAACUCUGCAAGCCAAAGGGAGAUGUACAGUGGCUGAAAGAUGGGCAGGAAAUCAUUCCUAGCCGCCGGCUAGUCAUUAAAGCAGAGGGCCGUGAACGCUCUCUGACCAUUUACCGGGCCACUGGAAAUGACUCUGGAGAAUAUGUCUGUGAAUCCAAGGAUGAUAGAACAUGUGCCAAAGUCAUGGUAGAGAUGCCACGUGUAGUGGAGUUCAUUGCAGAGGUGCACAGUGUCACUGUGCUGGAAGGAGAAGAUGCCAUGUUUAAGUGUGUUGUGUCACCUGAGGAUGCAGAGCUGGUGUGGCACAGAAACGGCGAGCCCAUCAUUCCAGAUGAUAAAUACGUUGUGUCGAACAACGGAGUGUGCCACACACUGCACAUCCUCAGCUGCCAGCUGUCAGACAGUUGCAAGGUGACAGCUGAGGCCGAGGGAGUAGUUUCAAAAGCAAACUUGAAGGUGCAAGAGGCACAGGUGGUGUUCACGAAGAAAAUGGAAGCUGUUAUUGCUGAGGAACAUGGUGAGGCCACUCUGGAGGUGGAAGUGAGUCUGGAUUCUGGAGAGGUCCAGUGGAUGAGACAGGGUGUGGUGAUCCAGCCUGGACCCAAAUUUACCCUGACGCAGAAUGGCAAGAAACGUAGCCUGACUGUGCACAACCUCUCCUUUUCCGACCGUGGCACCUACCGCUGUGAGACUCUACAUGACCGAACCCAGGGCAAGCUAAUUGUGGAUUCCAGGAAUAUUUCAAUCCGCAAAGGACUAAGUGACAUUGAAACAUACGAGCGUGAGACUGCCUCUUUUGAGGUAGAGCUUUCUCACACGGAUGUGGAGGGAGUGUGGCAAAAAGAUGGCAUCCGACUGAAACCAAAUAAUCACUGGCGAGUCAGCAAUCAUGGACGAGUGCACAGCCUCACCUUUUCAAACCUCACUCUUGAGGACAGUGGCACAGUUACCUUCUGUGCAGAAAGUGUGAGAACAUCAGCAAGGCUGACUGUGAAAGAGCCUCCUGUGACCUUUCUGAAAAAGCUGGAGGACCUACAUAUUCCUGAAAACACAGCAGCUUUGCUUGAGUGUGAGCUGUCCAGGCAGAAUGUGGAAGUUAAGUGGUUAAAGAAUGGACAAGAACUGAAACCAGGGAAGAGCUACCGCAUCUACUCUAUGGGGAGAAAGAGGUUCCUCCAGAUCACAAAGUGUGGGACCAUGGAUUCGGGGAUAUAUACCUGUGAUGCUGGGGACAGCACAGUGUCCUGUACUCUGGACAUCUAUGAGAGGAAAGUCGAGAUAGUACAGGGCCUGGAGGAUUUGGACAUUGAGGAAGACCAAAAUGCGGUGUUUUUGUGUGAAGUGUCAGUGGAGGAUGUGCCAGGGGAGUGGUUUAAAAAUGGGGAGAAAAUCAAACCCACCAGCACCAUCAAAAUCCGUCAGGAAGGGACCAAGCAUUUUCUUCUGAUGUGUAAUGUAAGGGCAGAAGACUCUGGAGAGAUCAAGUUUGUUGCAAAACAGGCCGAGUCUACUGCUUACUUAGAAGUAGAAGAACUCCCAGUAACAAUAGUAAAGCCCCUCAGGGACAAGACAGCCCUGGAAAAGCAUCGUGUGAUCCUGGAGUGUACAGUGUCCAAUCCCCGAUCAAGCAUCCGUUGGUACCAGGGUGAUAAAUUGAUCCUGCCCUCUGAACACUUUGAGAUAUGCAGUGAGGGCUGCUACCGCAAACUGGUCAUCCACCAGGUUGCACUUUCAGAUGAGGGUGUCUACAGCGUUGAGGUUGGAGAGCACAAAUCAUCGGCAAAGCUGAUGGUGGAAGAACAGGCCAUCUUGAUUGUCCGGGUUCUAGAAGACGUGGAGGUGAGAGCUCCAGAAGAGGCAUGUUUUGAGUGUGAGAUCUCUGUCCCAGUCAUCAAACCACCUGUCUGGACUCUGAAUGGGGAGACCCUUCAGCAUGGCGGCGAUGUUCGACUGGAGAGCAUGGGCACUGUUCACAGACUCACCCUCAGAAAGACCACAACAGAAAUGACUGGCCUUGUCAAAUUCACCACUGGCAAAGCACGAAGCAGUGCCAGGUUAAAAGUCAAGGACUAAUUCCAGAAAACAGGACAAAGAAUUGUCUGCGACCUGGAAGAUACUAACAGUAUUGUCAAAAACAGAUUUAUUUAUGUAUAUUUAUAUAUUUAAUUGGGAGAUAGAGAAGAUAGGGGAAGAAAAAUAUUUUAUAAGAUGCUUCAUGCAUAUUCCAAAAUAAUAGGAUACUGGGCAGUGGAAUGGUUUUGAAACGUAGUGCCACUGGUUUGUUCUGCUCUGCUUUAAUUAAGGUACUAUGCACCUGAUUUAUCACAAUUCCAUUUAUGUGUUAUUUGAAAGGAGAAAAACAUUGUUUAAACAUAAAUUAGGAGUUGCUGGUUUGUGACUUUGGGUUCAUUCAAAACAGCAUUGUGAUAUAAACAGAAUGUAAAGGGGCAUGCUUUUUCAUAUAGGACCAGUUUAUUCUAUGUCACAAACCAAUUAAAAUCUAAGAAGAAACUGGAUGGCAGGUAUAACCUUCAAAAUAUUUUGACAAUAUCUGCUUUGAAAACUGUAGCUUUAAAAAAUAUCUAGCUUAGCUUGAUUAAACCAUAAGGAGUUACUUUUAAACAAAACAUGAUACUAACUUUAAAUCGUUCAAAUCCCUUCCUCAACAAAACACCAUUUUAUGUGCAUUGAAAGCUCAUCUUUUAUGUUGUAGUGUUUGACAUUCACUAGAAAUAUUCUAGGAGUCGGUUAAAUGAAUAGCAAGAGUUAUGUGAUAGUAAUACAGUAAGUCAGUAAAAUAAAACUUAAAUAUAAAACAAUCUGAUGAGGUAUGAAAUCUGAAGUCUGCUUGCUUAGUUUUCAAGUCAGUCACCACACCGAUUAUAUCCUGAAUAAUAAUGCCAUUCAAAUAUCAAUGCAAUUCUAAAUUGUAAAAGAGAAAUCAAUAUUAGUUGAGUAUGAAUCGUUUUACAGCUCAAAAGACGGGUUAAAGGAAAACCUAUUUUAUAACUUUGCAAUGAGUACUCAUAAUAAUAAAUGAAUUUGUACAUGGUGUAGAACCCAUAAUAUUAAUCUACUCUUGAUUUUUUUCAUAACUUAGUAUUUGUAUGACUUUUUAAUCUUAUUAAUAUAAUAGAAAUAUAAUAAAAAAUAUUAUUUCUAUUAUAGGAUACUGUAACUUUAGUAUGAUUGAAAAUGAAUGAUAUGUCCUACUUUAAUGUGUUUUAAGAUUUGAGUGUGUUGGGCCAAAAUUGGUUAAUGUUUAAGAUGAUGUUGACUAAGAAUAGAUUCAUUAACAUUUACUUCAGAAUUAAUUUGGUAUUAAACGUUAUCUGCAAGAAAGAUCACUGUUGUUAUUGCAAUCAGUUUUCAAAUAUAAUGCAAUGUAAUUAAAAGAAAACCUUUUCUGUCAGAGGAAGUGAUGCCCCCCCAAUUUCCUGUAAAAAAACUUCCCACAUCCCCCCUUUCACCUCACAAUCUUUCCUGAAUUUCUGAGUUAGUGUCAGCACAUUUUUGUUGUUGUUUCCAGAUUCUGAAUUCUUAAAAUAAAACCUGCUUGAUAGGAAAAGCAAACUGGUUGAGGUUUUUUUUGACUCAGAGGAUCUCGAACUUUGACUUUAGACAGGAGUGUUAUUACAGUUGUUUCUGUUUUGUUUUUCCCAGACACCAAACUAUGUAUAAAGCUCAAGAUGUUAAAUUAUGUGUUCAUUGUGAAACUUUAAGGGUAUGGUUAUUAGGCUCAUCUGAUCUCAUUAAUUCCUAUAAUGUUGCAGUCUUUUUCAAUAUAAAAUAUAUUGAAUGUAUAAAUACCGGAUGGGGUAGGAGACCACUUGAAAUAACCACCAUCUACUCCGUCUCAGCUGUAACAAUGUAUUCUGGUUAAUUUUCAGAGGGUCCUUUGAAAUUUUCAUUUGGCAGAAAAUACCACUAUGACAUUAUGAGAAGGUCUCACUUCAAUACUUCCUUAUGAAACUCAUAUUUGACACGGUUUUAGCUUAAAUUGAUUAAAAAGAAAAUAUUUCAAUUGAUGUUAAAUAUAUAGGGUUUUUUCAUUCUUAUUUUCUUAUUAUCAUAUUUUGUUGUUCUUCUAAAAGUCCCCCGUCUGGAACUGCAAAUGAUUCAUCAUCUGAAGCUUUACUGAAAUGAUUACCAAUCACCCUUUCUCCAAUGCGUGUAAGUCAAAACUGUGCAUUUCUUAGACCUUGUAUGUCCUUUAGUCCUUAACCAGAGAGUCAGCGUUAAUUAGAGAAGUGUGAUAAGGCACUAAGCUCAUAACUGCCUGCCACAGUGGAUGGUCUGCCUAAUCUGAUUCACUUAGCUCUAGUGGUUCUUGGCUGGUAUUAAAAGUUCACUAGAAGAAUCCCAAGCUGAAUAACAGCUCAGCUUCAUUAUGAGUCUAAAAGCAAAAUAUUUAUUUACAAUUAAAUACAAAGUAGCUUUUAGUGAAUAAGCCAGUAAAAAAAGAUAUUAAAAACAAGAACUUUUCACAUGCUUGGAAGGUGUUGUAUGUCAAAGCAAACAAUGUAUGGGUUAGGCUCAGCCUAUUUUUGUUGAAAAAGACUGCAACUAUUAUUGAAUUGACAUUUGGGCCCAAAAGUAACAAACAUCUUUUAAAAAUAUAGUCCUAA
Lepisosteus oculatus (spotted gar) is the source of this 11342-nucleotide messenger RNA. The record is from RefSeq and is a predicted model, not a curated record. Lineage: Eukaryota; Metazoa; Chordata; Actinopteri; Semionotiformes; Lepisosteidae.